This is a messenger RNA of Anopheles moucheti, 8981 nucleotides long. RefSeq lists its product as uncharacterized. The transcript has 13 exons. Gene Ontology annotation, molecular function: DNA-binding transcription factor activity, RNA polymerase II-specific; RNA polymerase II transcription regulatory region sequence-specific DNA binding. NCBI's taxonomy places the organism in Eukaryota, Metazoa, Arthropoda, Insecta, Diptera, Culicidae. The coding region runs from base 1 to 7131 and encodes 2376 amino acids. Gene Ontology annotation, biological process: regulation of transcription by RNA polymerase II. Gene Ontology annotation, cellular component: nucleus. The record is from RefSeq and is a predicted model, not a curated record.
AUGGAAGUGAAAAUGCAGCAUCGGUCACGGGCACACAUGUUCCAGAUACAGGUCAAAGCGCUGAUCAAGUCGCUGAAAUGUCUGCAGUCAGACGAUAAAUACCAGGCACUGUUGUUUCUUAUCUCGGCCAUCAAGUUGUACGUCAAGUUCCUGUACAACGAUUGCCAGGAACGGCUGUGCAAGCCAGCAAUACUCAAAGAGUUGAACAAUAUCGAAAAUGUGAUUGUGGUGAACCUGCUCAAAUCGCGAAGCGCGCCUCCGUCAGGCUCAUCCUUAUCGGUAGCCACAGGCCACACGACCGUAUCAUCGUACGGCGAUGACAUUGUGGGCAAAUCCUGCCUCGACAUUGACACCAGCACAAGUGUACGCUGUACGGAUGUGUCGCUCGGUAGCGAUGGUUUGUUGUUGAUGCACCCGCACCGAACCCAUGGUUCCUCGCUUGCACCCUGGGACCUUCGGGGGAAGCUUCUGCGGGGCAAUCUCUUCGAUGGACUACCACUGACCGGCAGCGUGGAACUAGGAAUACCGAAUUCGAAUUAUACCAGCAGAGGUGGCUCGUUGUUAAAAACAGGCCAACGGGUGGCUAGUGCGAAUCGAUGGUUGGGAAAUGUGCGAAUGAAUCGCGCGCUGGUUCGUCUGAUCGCAAAUCACGAUUUUAAACUUCUGUUCAACAUGUUCGAACAAAGUAUCUUCCCUGCGUGGAAAAUAUACAAAAAUGAACGAAUAUUUGUUCGAAAACGGCCCGCCCUAACGACGGUAACGGUACGCACCUCGCUUCCCGCCAUUUGUUACGGCAGUGGAUCGUCACACUCGCCACCUGCAACGUACAUCAAGAAGGAGGAGUUCGAUUUCGAUCCUCCGUACUCGAUUGCCGACGACCACUGUUUCGAGGAGAUCAAGGACGAGGACGACGAGGACCUGUUGCUAAUGAAGGAAGACGAUUCGAUUGACAAUUCGAACGAAAUCUUCUCGGAGGAGGAAUCUUCGACAAACAACACCUCGCUAAUGCUAUCGUCCGACACCAACACGCUGGAUACGAACGAUUCGAGCAUGGUUUCGCACGAGCGCAACAAGGAACAAGUGUACCAGUGCUUAUUAUGUGAUAAAAGCUAUAGGAAACGCAAAUCUCUUGUCAUCCACUUCAGCCACCAUCCGGGAUUUUGUCCCGAUUGUGGCAAGCAGCGAGGAGUAACCUCCGAGGAAAUUGUUGAGCACAAUCGAAUCUAUCACAAAAAUCGGCCUCACAUAUGCGAGCACUGCGGAGAAACCUUCACCCGGAAUCAACAGUAUCAGAUACACGUCCAGGGACAUUUUAUAAGCAAAGAUAGAGUAGCGGAGCAAAAUUGUAAAAAAACUCACAAGUACAGCUGUAAAACAUGCGGUAUCGUUUUUAAUAAUCAGAAAUAUCUCGAAAAGCACAUCCAGAAAACCAACCACCAGGCGGAAGGUUUGGUGUGCGAUAUUUGUAGUGCAAUAUUUUGUAACAGUAUCAAACUCAGCCAGCAUGUAAGCCGUACUCAUCACAACGUGUUUACACAAAAAGCCACCUUGGAAAGGAGCAUGCUGCUGCAGGACACAAAUGUUACGGACAAAGCCUACACCUGUGAACAGUGUGGUGCCUCAUUUCUAUCUCAGCCCUCAUUACGGGAACACAUCAAAACAUCACACCCCGUUCCGGAGAACAAAUUUGAGUGCAACAUUUGCAACAAACUGUUCGCCGCCAAACGGUCCCUCAAACGCCAUAAACUUUGCCAUUCGGAUGAGCGCGCCUUCCGUUGUACGGUGGAAAAUUGUAAGGAAUCGUACAAAAAUCAAUCGCACCUUGCCCGCCACAUGAAGACUGCCCAUCACAUUGAUCCACCGUCGAAACGGUUGCAAAAAGCUAAAGCGGCCGCCGCAGCUGCAGCAGCUGCAACCAGUACAGCGAUCGUCUCAUCGGCUGAUCCGAGCUCGGCAAGCACGGAUUUUAUCGGUCACGGUGACGGUGCAACGAUGGGUGUUGGAUCGUGUGACUCGCUAAAAGGCAUUGGCAGCACGUUGAAAAAGUCGCUCGAAAGCAGUGAAAAAUCGCUCGGAGACAGUAGUACUAACUUUAGUGACAAUCUGUCGUCGUUCAAUUACGAGUUUUCCGAUACGACCGCAGGAACAUCAACCCCAGCAUUGGCAGCGGCAAUAACGACGAGCGGUGACGGUGGACCGGGUGUGAUGCUCACCGGCUCCAGCUCGUUAACGGGCAACCGUACGUCCGCUCUAACCUGUGCCGUAUCCGGACCUCAUACUGGUGGUGUAUUUAACGAUCCUGCCAUCAGCUUCAGCACGAGUAAACAGCAGCAACAACCGCAACAACAACAGCAGCAGCACAUCGGUGCAUGGCAGAAUCUCGAAUUCGCAUCAGCGACAUCGCAUCGUUCGACAACGCUUUCGGGCGGUGUGGGCAGUAUGCAACAGUUACAGGAUCCGCUGGCAACGACGGGUGCUAGCUUUCUGGAUGGUAGUGGAAACCAUCAUAUUCAAAAUCAUCAAAACAUGCAGCACCAAGCACACCAUCACGGACAAGGAUCGAUCACGAAUCAGAUGAUCAGCUCAGGCAGCAAUUUUAUGACCACAGGCAAUUUACCCGGCAGCACAAGGAGAUUCCCUCUUCCAGAGGGUAAUUUCAUGUGCGAACAUUGCGAUGAAACAAACUUCAUCAACGCUCAGCAGUACCAGCUGCACGUGCAGGACCAUUUUGCUGCUAAGGAGGGUAAAGAUCAUCCGAGCAAAAAGCUGCUACGGUUAAUUUGUAAAACAUGCAAUCUGGUAUUUGCCACUGGAGCUCAGCUCGAUCGGCACAUUCAGAAAACGAAUCAUCACACAGAGAGCAUAGCAUGUGAAAUAUGUAGUGCAAUAUUCAACUCCAACUUAAAGGUUUACCAGCACAUGUUAAAAUGUCACAAGAAUGAUAUUUGGUUUGCUUGUGAACAAUGCUCAAAGGUUUUCAUAUUGAAACAGGACUAUGACAAGCAUCAGCUAGUGCACCAGACGGUGACGGAUCGGUCGAUCAUCUGCGAGCACUGCGCAUCGUCCUUCCUCACGCAGGAAGCACUAAAGGAACAUAUCAAAAUAGCUCACUCGAUGGACAAAAAAUACAAAUGUAACAUUUGCAACAAGCUGUUCGCAGCCCGUCGAUCGCUUAAACGCCAUAAACUGUGCCACGAAGAGGAGGCAGCGUUCCGGUGUGUAGUCGACGGUUGCAAGGAAGCGUUCCGAACGGCGGCAAACCUGGCGAAGCACAAAAAGAUGGCACAUCCGGCGGUGCAUUCGGUUGCGGUUUCUGUAUCAGCAGGCAAUUUAAUGGCACACGACCCGAUCGUGGGUAAGGUCGAUGUGGGGCUUGGCUUGCCUUCCGGUGUAAAGAUGGUACCAGCCGGUACGAUGGUGUCGACCGGAGCGUCUAACGCUCCAGUUAGUAGUGUCACUAUGAAGGGAAUGGAGAAAGCGUUGCACCAUCAAGAUGUACCGAGUGUAACAAUGUCGCCGGGAGGACAGCCGAACAUGAUGGGCCAGCUCGGGGCAAAUCAAAUGAUGGCAUUAAAUUCAGGACCUUCAGGGCUUAAGACGGACGGACGAUCAUCCGCUGGCGGUAUGAUGGUGGUGCCACCGUCCAGAACGAGUAGUGCAGGAAGUAGUGUCGGGAUAGGUGGUAUUAAUAACGGUAGCAGUGGUGCUAAUAUACCCUACAACCCGUAUGAUGCAGGAGGAAUGAACUACAACAGUGUACUUGGCCCACCGCCCGGUGUCGCUACUAGUGGACCUCACCAUCCCCAUCAUCAUCACCAUCAUCAGCUUCAGCAACAGCAGCAGCAGCAGCAGCAGCAGCAACAUCAGCAACAACAGACCCAGCAUGUGCAACACCAUCCACAAGCUCAUCCUCAUUUGCAUGCUCAGUCGCAGUUUGUAGGUAUGGGUAACUACUCUUCCCGUGUGGGUGGGGGAGGGAGUGCCGCAGUCAGCAAUCCGGAACAACAACAGUCUGUUGCUAUGGCGUAUCGCAUGGGAGAAUCAGCGGUCCCCGGAAACAGCGCAACGGCAACAAGCUCUGCUAACAUUCCGUACAGCUACGGCCAGAUGAAUAAUGCCUUCGACUGGCAAGGUAUUGAAAUGGGAACCGGUGCCAAUACCGAACCAGGCCUAAUAAGUGGACCUGCUGGACAACCGCAAGGUACGCCAACCAAUAGCGGUGGUAAGAAAAAUGCUGCCAGCAAUAAAUAUUACAACGCAAUGCACGAGGCUGGAGCAGGCGCUGGCAGUGCGUCAGCGGUUGGUGGUGGCAGCACUGCGACGGGAUUUCUUUCACCGCAACAAUUGCAACAUCAGUCUCCUCAUCACACGCAGCACCUGCACCAUGCGCAACAAGCUCAACUCCAGCAACAGCAACAACAACAUCUUCCACAUCACUCCCACCAUGCGCAAGUUGGUGGGCUGCAAAACAAACCUGUUCAGGAUCCACAUAACACUCAUCAGCAACAACAGCAGCAACAUAUGAUGAAUAUGAGCAGUCAGGAGAUGCUGGGGUAUCAGGACAUGUGGAAUGCAAAUAUGAUGAAAAUGGACUUCCAAGAUGAAGGAAAUAAUGCAAACACGGCAAGCAGUGGUGCAUACAGCAGUUUAGGAAACAUUCUAAACAACUUAGAAAUGAUGGGUGGAAGCAACAGCAGUUUCGAACAGCAGCAAACUCAGCAGCAGCAGCAGCAGCAGCAACAGCAACAGCAAGGCUAUGACAUGAUAUCUACCCCACGUACAAGCUCAGACACUCACCCACAGUCGAGAGUGCAGUCUGCACAGUCACCCGCAUUAACACCACAACAAGUACAACAUCAUCAACAUCAUCACCAACAGCAGCAACAGCAACAACAACAACAGCAACAACAACAACAGUUACAUCAGCAGCAGCAACAAACACAUGCGAAAGGAAACCACUUCCACAAACAGCAACACCCAUCGCACAGUCACGCUCAAAUGCUACCGGCAGUGGUAGAACCGGGACAGAUGGUGAACCAGCACCAUCACCAGCACCAACAGCAUCAACAUCAGCAACAGCAACAAUAUUUUCAGGACCAUCAAGUGGCGCAUUCUCACCACCAGCAGCAGCAGCUUCAGCAAAUUGGUGCACCAGCCCUGGGAACGAUGCCACAUUCAAAAUCACUCGACCACUAUCAGGACGCUAAUAGUGCUGCUGCAGCUGCUGCUGCUGCUGCAUCGGCCGCCAAUAUGUACGGAAUGAAUGUGUACAUGCAGAGACACUCCAUUGAUCAACCCUAUCACUACACGAUCGCUACGCCGUACGGUGGUUCGCAAGCUGCCGUGUCGUCGACGGCUGCAAUGCAACCAACAUACGAGGGUGGACCGAUCGAUGGAAUGCUAUCGUGUGGUGUCGGCGGCGGCGUAGGAAGUAGUGCUGGGGGAGGCGCCAGUGCUGGUGUAAGUUGCAGCAGUAACAAUCAUCCUUAUAACAAUGUUCCAGGCAGCGGUCGCUUUCCACCGCUAUCGUUGCAGUACGCAACCAACACCAACUUUCCGAUGGGAAUACCGCCCGGACCGAUGUUUAUGAACGGUGGAAGCCAAAUGAAACAUCAUCAAAAUGGAAUGAUGGAAGGUUGUGCAUCAUACCGGCAUGCUGCUAUGAAUCUUGGCUACCCUUCCUACCGUGGUCCGAACGGUAUGAUGCCACCGUCUUACUAUCAGCCGGUGGACUCAUCAAUCUACGGUGGCGCCUCGAUGGCGGCAGCAGCUACUCAAACCGCAGCCUAUGGAACGGCAGCACAGCCUGGAGCGUCUAUUCUAAGCAACAAGAAGAAAAUGUACGAAGAUUACGAUAUUGCGUCUGGUGGAGUGCGCCGGAGUAACGAUACGCUACGAUCCUCCGGUAGCGGGUGUGCCAAAAAGCUCGACCGGUACCACAAAAAUUCCGAGCUACUGAUCGAUUAUGAGAGUGAUAUGUUGCCGGAAGCGUUGGCCGAAAGAAAUUUGAAAGAGCAGCAGCAACAUCAUCACCACCAUCACUAUUUACAUCAUCAGACAUCACGGAACUCACGGCAAUCGGAUUUUGACAGCUACGAAGAUGAACAGAUGCAGCGGGAACAAGAGCAGAGCAGCAAUGUAAGCCGCCGGAUCUCUAGUAAAAAUCAAGACGGAAUCGGAUGCUACGAAACGUGGAACUACGUCUAUCAAAACCUGGAAAAACAAGGCUACACGAAGGAUCUGGGUGAAAGGGGUGACUUUUUGGCGGACGAAAUGGACGACGACGAUAACCGUGCUGGUGUGAUAGAGGAAGAGGACAUUCGACGAAGGCGUCGGAAUGAAAAUGUAGACGAGCAAGACGUUCAUCACUCGGCCAGAAAAGAAUCAACCAAUGCUUCUUCAAGCACUACUCUUCGGCGUAAUCACAACGAGAAGUUAAAGGCCAUGAAACCGAAAGCGGCCGAUAAGGUGGAUGGAAUAAGUCGGCAAUCUUCAGCUGCCAUUCUCUCGUCUAAGCAUAAUGCUACCGAUGGGCGAAGACACGAACGUCAUCCUUCCUCGGGUUCGGGUGUGACUGCAACCAUGGUACAGAAAGUAUCCAAAAUGUCACUUUCCAAUACCACGACUGAUGAUCUUUUGGGUCUUGAGCAAAACGGCGAUGGUGGUAAGAAUGAACCCACGGUCAGCAGUCGAAAAAGCUCGGUAUCGAAGAAGCAAAUCACACCUCAGGGUUCAGGAUCGUCUUCAUCUACCGGUCCCAUAAUGCCUAUGAAGGAAACGAAACACUCCAGUUCGACCACAGGGAUUCUGGUCAAUAAUCACCAUAACAGCCACAAUGCGAAUAGCGGAACCGGAAACGUUUAUCAAACUGGCAGUAACACGUCGACGACGCAGGGGAAGAAGAAAACGACCACUUUCGAUACCGGCGCGGUAACGAUAAUAAACCCCAGUCCGACAGGUGGCAGUCCGGGAAACGGCGGCACACCAGCCGGUGCCGAAUGGAAUUGCAAUUUCUGUACCUACCUAAACCCGGAUGUCAAACGCAUCUGUGAUAUGUGCUCCAAGAGCCGAGACUUUCGGCUCGAUGGAACGACGACCACUAGCAAUGGGACUACUGCAACGUGUGUUUAAUUCAAGCUCCGGUACGAUGAAACUUCUCAAAAUUGGUAUUCCCACCCCCAAAGCGACCGUUUAUUGUUGGAAGAGAUUGUUUUAAAUUUUGCUUCACCGAUGUCCCCAUCAAAGAUUGGAUAAAGUUAUCUUUAUCCUAUUCUGUUUUCGCCGCUAUGGUUGUUAUUAGCUUGUGCUCGGUUGCCAUGUAUUGUUAUUCAGUUUAUUUUUAUAUUUGCUGAUAACAGUUUAGUAUAAAUUAAAAAAAAAUGUUUUUAUACCUGUCUUUUAACUUCUACACACCUCCAUUUGUUUGUUACGAUACGUUUCAAUCGUUCUAAUAAUUGUUAUAAAUCUGCAACACAUGAUAGGCUUCAUUGCACGAUUUUUGUCCUACAUAAGCUAAAGAACAGCUUAAUCGAUUACACUUCUUUGGAGAACGGAACAGAAUAGCGCGAACGUAAGCUUCAGUGCUUUUGCGCAUCUGUUUGAUGAACAGCAAUUAGAGUAAUGAGAAUUUAAACCCGUAAGAAAGAAGCGUUUUGAAUCGCAAGGAACAAUCCAAUUGGCACACAAUGCAACGAACGAUUAAAAUGCGCACGAGCGUAGGGUUUACGAAAUAUUCUCAUUAACGUUUAUUCGUUUCCAACCACUUAUUGCUUUUGUGGAGUCACAUCAAUACACAAACUCAAAACGGGUCGUAUGGUUUAACCAUCAUGUUUGUGACCGCGAUGCCUGGUGGUAAGAGACUAGAAGCUUUAAGAUUGGGAAGCCUGUGGUUGGCCGAAACAUGGAUAAAACAGACGAUUACGAUCAAACGGUGGCCACUUAUUGUAAAUGCCAAUGCGAGAUUAGCACAGAGCUAAACUAAACUAAAAACUCUACUUAACUAACAUAAAACAAAACGCUGGAUAGGAUCGACAAUCGCGCUUUUGCACGCAAAGGGUUUGCAUAUUGGCGCCUGCAAACGGCCGGUUUCUCGAGGAGAACUAUAAAUGCGAGGAGAACUUGGGAAGGGGAAACCGUGGCGCUAAACAAAUGAAGAAACUACAAUAGAUGAAUUGGCAGACAGUCAGAGAGUUGGUGGGAAAAGCAAUUAAAAUGAUGUAGGUGAGGAUUAAAUGCAACUAAUUGUUAUUUAAUUAAUUUAUCCUCCAAUAAUGAAGAAUGUAAGCAGUUGCCGUCGCGCCGGCUUUCGGAUCGUUUGAUUAGAAAUACGCUGCAAAAAGAUACUAGUCAAGUGGGUGGAGAUGAGGGCAGCAAAAAAGUGAAUACAAGCGUAUAAAGGGAUAGAUUGUACAUCAACAGUGGAUUGUUAUAUACUAUUUAAAGUUUAAAGUAUUUUUGUUUAGUUUAAAAAUCAAUGUUACUUGAGACAAAAUGCAAAUUGGAUUGAUAUUUACUGAUUAUAGGUGAAACCAAACAAGUAAAACAGAGUAAAUAACCCUACCGAGCAACCAGACAGGGAUUAUCAAAUUGAACACAACAAGAGCGGCAGAUAGCGAGAGAGAGAGAGAGAGAGAGAGAGAGAGAGAGAGAGAAAAAGAAAAACUACAUGCGAAUAGGCAUUUGCAGAGUAUUCUCUAUCUACAUUUUAUAGCAAAAAUUUCUAAUCGAUCAAACGAAUGGAAUAAACUAAAGCAAAACCACAUAUAGAGGACAACCAAAAACCUAAAGCAACCAAAUCACUAAAACAGAACUUAUAAAACCACAAGCAAACGCGUACGUAUACGUGGAUGGUAAGGUUAACGGUUAGGAACUAGAACUAUUUCUCCGUGUACGGGGAGACGAUGACGAAAUGAGAAUGAAAGUGUUUCGCAUAUUAUAGAUUUUAAUAAAACAAAAUGAUCCAUUUCUUUGUUUGCUGUUGA